AUGCCAGGGUCAGGAAAGAAACAAUCAGAAGGGUUUAGGAACACCCAAAUCUCCUCAGCGGUUAAACUGACCCCAAACCACUUCUGGGAAACCACCGGUAUCUACUGCUUUGAGGAACUCUGGAUGCUCGUUAUGCCAAACGCUCUCAAACCCCCGGGUUGUGAAGCGGAAGCCAAAGGGGCGAAACCAGCGGAGCCAGCGUGCACGGACCCUGCCCCGCGGUCCAACAGGGGUGCCUCCGGCCCGGGACAGCGGGGCUCCCGGAGCCCGAAAGCCCCACGAGCGGCGACAGCAGGGCCCGGCGCUGACGAGCGGAGGAAGCGGGUACAACGGCGCCGCCGUCGGGACCAUGCCCCCGAGGGCCCCGGAGCGCGCGGCCGCGAGGGGCGGCAAGCGGCGAGGCCCCAAGCCGGGGCGAGAUGGCUGUCCCCCCAGCCUGGCCCCGCACGGCCCCCCGAGAAGGGUGGGAGUGGGAGGCUGUCCGGGAGGGCGAGUGUGGAAGGAGAAAAGGGCCAAGGGAAGGACUUACUUUCCCCGCGGGACCCGGCGCCAGGACAGCUUCUCCCGGGAGGUGCGAGUUUGAAGGACCAGAGGCGACUGGAGCGGAGGCGGCGGCGGCGGCGGCGGCAGCAGCGGCGUCCGGCUCUGCCUACCUCCCCGCCGCCAUCUUGA
Molecule: messenger RNA, 672 nt
Organism: Symphalangus syndactylus (siamang)
Lineage: Eukaryota; Metazoa; Chordata; Mammalia; Primates; Hylobatidae
Product: MAP7 domain-containing protein 1-like
Source: RefSeq, a predicted model, not a curated record